This is a messenger RNA of Rhododendron vialii, 1671 nucleotides long. Its product is annotated as F-box only protein 6. Bases 90 to 1487 code for a protein of 465 amino acids. Lineage: Eukaryota; Viridiplantae; Streptophyta; Magnoliopsida; Ericales; Ericaceae. The record is from RefSeq and is a predicted model, not a curated record. The transcript has 2 exons. Gene Ontology annotation, molecular function: protein binding.
UUGUAGAGAGAGGAAGCGGGUGUGUGUGUGGGGGGUGGGGAGGGCGGAGGAGAGAGAGACAAGAAGAAGCAGGCCCCGUUGGUUGGGGCAUGGAAGGGGGCCUUGCCAUGCUCAGGCAGCUCAUUGGUGAAUUCGAAGAGCUCUUGGAACUCUACCACCGCUCUCCUCCUCACUCUUAUCUUCACCUUCAAUCUCACUCCCAACUUCUUCAACCACCGCCUCACUACCAACACAGAUUGUGCUUCAUCAGUCUUGAUGAUAAGUCAGCAGAAGAUGGUUGUUGCAAUAUCAUAAUGAGGGCAGGAAAACCUGGAAAUUUCAAGAUGGUGGAACCUACUAACAAGCCUCCACCGGCAAAGAAAUCUCGGAAAGAAAAUAACCGAGGAAGAUUACCGGAUGCUUCUUGUUCAACAGAAACGAUGGAACACCAGAUCUGGAAAGAAUUCCCUGAAGACCUCUUCGAAGCUGUCAUUGCAAGGCUUCCAGUUGCCUCUUUCUUCCGCUUCCGCUCAGUGUGUAGUAAGUGGAAUUCCAUGCUUACCUCUCACAGUUUUUCCCAACAAUGUGCACAACUCCCCCAAACCCAACCCUGGUUUUACACCAUCGCCCAUGAAAAUGUGAGUACGGGAGCCAUGUAUGACCCCACCUUGAAAAAAUGGCACCACCCUACAAUCCCUUCUUUGCCAACAAAGCUAAUAGUUUUGCCAGUUGCUUCAGCUGGGGGACUUGUAUGCUUUCUUGAUAGUGGUCACAGAAGUUUUUAUGUUUGCAACCCACUCACUCGAUCCUUCAAGGAGUUGCCAGCAAGGUCAGUUAAGGUUUGGUCUCGGGUUGCUGUCGGAAUGACUCUAAAUGGGGAAUCGUCCACAGGGGGGUAUAAAAUCCUCUGGGUGAGUUGUGAUGGGGAGUAUGAAGUUUAUGACUCCAUGAAAAACUAUUGGACCCGUCCUGGAAACAUGCCCCCCGGUAUCACUGUACCGUUGGAUCUGAGCUUUGGGUCACAGGCGGUUAACAUUGGUGGCACACUUUAUUUCAUGCGAUAUGACCCAGAUGGGAUAAUUUCCUAUAACAUGGUUAGUGGGGUCUGGCAGCAGUUUAUAAUCCCAGCCCCUCUUGACCUGAGCGAUCACACGCUGGCGGAAUGUGGUGGGCGAGUCCUACUUGUGGGGCUAUUGACAAAGAAUGCUGCCACGUGUGUGUGCAUAUGGGAACUGCAGAAGAUGACUCUUUUGUGGACGGAGGUUGACAGAAUGCCAAAUGUAUGGUGCUUGGAAUUUUACGGAAAGCACGUUAGGAUGACUUGCUUGGGUAACAAAGGUUUACUCUUGUUGUCGUUGAGAUCGCGUCAGAUGAACCGAUUGGUUACGUAUGAUGUUGUGAGCAGGGAAUGGGUGAAGGUUCCUGGGUCAGUGCUGCCUCGUGGGAAGAAGCGUCAAUGGAUUGCUGGCGGCACUGCAUUUCACCCUUGCCUUGCUGCUUCAGCUUGAUUCAGAAAUGAGGGAUAUUCUUGGCAGCACUUGCUUUAAUUUUGUCGAAAUCCUUUAUUGACUGCAAGUUUAAUGGCUCCUGUUGGGAUUUUGAUGAUGAUAAUAUUUCUUUUCUGUACAAACUUCAAGGCGUUGACUUUUAUUUCAGAAGACUAAAUCUAAAAUGCUUCCUUUUAGUGGUCUA